Messenger RNA from Daldinia childiae, 1449 nucleotides. Its product is annotated as Vacuolar cation/proton exchanger 5. Gene Ontology annotation, biological process: intracellular calcium ion homeostasis; calcium ion transmembrane transport. The transcript is spliced from 2 exons. Gene Ontology annotation, molecular function: calcium:proton antiporter activity. The record is from RefSeq and is a predicted model, not a curated record. Lineage: Eukaryota; Fungi; Ascomycota; Sordariomycetes; Xylariales; Hypoxylaceae. Gene Ontology annotation, cellular component: fungal-type vacuole membrane. The coding region runs from base 1 to 1449 and encodes 482 amino acids.
AUGACGGUAAACGGUGAGGGUAUUGUCGGGGAUCGCGAAAAAGUUACACGACGCUCCCAAACCAACAAGCAAGCAUCAGCACUUCCUCAGACUCGACAAGAGACAAUGGGUAACCCAGAGGGCGGGGUCCGCGGCCUGGUACGCAUCAAAUCGGCAGGAGAAUCGGGACGAAGUGGCAUACAUCCUCUCCAAUUCCUAGCCAUCGUUUGGCGAUCUACUAGUUGGAUAUCAAGGGCUGUGAACAUCCUCUGGCCUUUUGUACCCGCCGCAAUUGCUCUCCAUUAUGCGGUUCAUGACGGCUAUGAUAUACUCAAGUUCAGUUUGGCGUACAUCGCCAUGGUUCCAUGCGCAAAUCUCAUCGGAUUCGCUGGCCAGGAGCUAGCUAGAAAGAUGCCGCAUAUGCUCGGCGUUCUCGUCGAAACCACCAUUGGAUCCAUCGUCGAAAUUAUCUUAUUCAUGGUUCUGCUUCGUAAAAACCAGUACUACGUUAUUCAAGCUGCCAUUCUCGGGUCUAUUUUAGCUAAUAUGCUACUGUGCUUGGGAUUGUGUUUCUUUACUGCUGGUUUACGACGAGAAGAGGCUACAUUCCACGGUGCUGUCAGCGAAGUUGGCUCGAACCUCCUACUUAUUGCCGGUCUCGGCCUAGCGAUCCCUACAGUUUUCCAACGCUCGAUCACGAGUACAGGCUACAAUCUUACCACAGAAGAGAUCGAUGCCAGGGUACUCAGUAUCUCACACAUCAUUGCAAUCCUUCUUCUUAUCGCAUAUGCCGUCUUCCUCUUCUUCCAGAUGCAUACCCACCACGGUAUCUACGACGCUGUAUUCGAGCAUGACGAGGAACGAGAUGCCGAUGGCCACAAGGACCGAGCGAAAGCUAAGCUGACAUUUACGGAGUGUGUCUUGGCACUAGCCAUUUCAGUAGCCCUUGUGACGUUAAUUGCCAUUGCAUUGGUCGAUCAGAUUACGCCCAUUGUGGAACAGGGUCACGUUUCCGAUCCCUUCAUGGGCUUGAUUUUAGUUCCUCUGGUCGAAAAAGCUGCCGAACACUUAACGGCCAUCGACGAGGCCUGGGACAAUCAGAUCAACUUUGCCCUUACACAUUGUAUUGGCGCUACCAUCCAAACCGCCAUGCUGAAUGCUCCAUUGGUUAUUAUCGUCGGAUGGGGUUAUAACUUCCCGAUGGAUCUCAACUUUGAAAUUUUCGAUAUUGUCAUGUUGAUCCUCGCGAUUAUCACCGUUGGAAACUUCCUAAGGGACCAAAAGAGCGACUAUCUAGAGGGCUUCUUAUGUAUUAUCGUCUAUGUCGCUAUCGCCGUGGCUGCCUUUUACUUCCCGAACCCCCACGAGAUCGCGGGCCACGGAGCGAGCAGUGAAGGGGGAAGCGAAGCAGCCGGUGAGGCAGCUAGUGAGACCGCCGCUCACGUGGCAAGGUACCUAGGACUCUCAUAG